AUAACACAGUGUGUAAAUAUUAAAAACUCCAAAAUUGCAUUUUUUUAUGAAAGUAAAUAACGUGGAAAUAUCGCCGAUUUGAUUUUAAAAAAUGGCGAUAUCAUUCUGCGCAAAGAGAAUUAAAAUUCUCAAAAGUUAUUCCUUUAACAAACUGACAGUUCGUAAUAAUGGAUUUAUUAUACUUCUUCCAGAAAUUGGGGAAGAUUUACCCGAAAAAGACCCUCUUAUUAAAGCGGAUGGCUUUCCAGAGUUUAAUACCUUCUCAGUGGAGCGUGCCAUGGCUGCUGUAGGCAAGGAAACCACCACUUACGAGCAGGAGGUCCAGAAGCUCGAGCAGCAGAUUACAAUGAAAAACAAAGUUGACAUUGUCAAUGACCUGAUAAAUCCCUUGGAGCUGUUGCAUGUCAGGUUGCACACGACCUGGAACAUCACCAAGGCGCUUUAUUUCGGGAACCAGAGCCUCAUGCCGACCCAGUACUACGAGUCCAUCCACACUAACAUGGCAAAAGCAAACUCCGUGCCCCACAUGAGUGUCCCGCUGUACAAAGCUUGGAAGAAAGCUCUGGAGAAUCCAGACAGCAAUCUUACACCCGCUCAGCAAAAAAUCAUCGAGAAGCACGCUCUGGAGGGCAGGUUGAACGGUCUGGACCUCGAAAGAAAGAAGCGGGAUCGUUUCACGUACUCGAAUAUUAAAAUCAACCAGAAGAGGACCGACUUUGCUCAGUUAAUUAAAUUCGCGACUAAGAUGUUCCGCACGACGAUUGACAAUCCUCAUAUAUUCAAAGAAUUCCCGGAGGAGUUUUUGAAGUUCACGGCUGUUAAUCCUAAUGAGUAUGAAAAGGGUCCGUGGAAAAUUACUCUAGAGCCACACAUUGUUGAUACUUUUAUGCAAUAUUGUCCAGAUCGAGAUCAAAGGUGGAACGUUUGGCAAGCCUUAGUCAGCCGCGGAGCGCAGCGCGGCGAGAACACUUUAAGAACCAGUUCCACCCUCGAAGACAUCCGUGACCACAAAAUGGAGCAAGCAAAACUCCUCGGCUACAAAUCCUUCUCCCACAUGAGCAUGGAGACCAAAAUGGCGGGCAGCCUAGAGAACAUCUACCGGGUGAUGGACAACCUCCUGGAGAUAGCUCGCCCUGCUCAAGAGAAAGAAUUCUCAGAGCUGACCAAGUUCGCGAAAGACCGCGGGUUCACCGGCGAGCUGAUGGCCUGGGACAUCGACUACUGGAGCAGAAAGUACGCCAAGAGCGUGUAUAACUUCAACGAGGAAGCUACGAGAGACUACUUUCCCCUCCCACAAGUCCUCAAAGGUCUCUUUAAAUUGAUAGAAAAUUUAUUCGACGUCCAGAUCGUCGAAGCUCCUGUAAAGCCCGACGUGUGGCACGCAGACGUAAGAUUCUUCGAAGUGUACGACCUGGCUGCCCAGUCACCGCAGCCGGUCGCUCAUUUCUACCUGGACCCUUACGAGCGAGGCCGCAAGAUGGUCUCUGCUAAAACAGCUUCCUGGGCAGUUCCGAUCCAGCCGAGGAGCUUGGUGGCCGAGAAGAAGCCCCUGGUGGCUUUGAUCUUCAACUUCAAGCCUCCGGUAGGCGACAACCCGUCGCUGCUCACCUUCCAGGACGUGACUUAUCUCUUCAAGCAAGUCGGCCAUGCUCUGCAGCAUCUUUUAACCAAGGUUGACUACAGCAUGGUCGGAGGCACCAACUACGUCCAGUGGGACGCUGUGGAGGUCAACAGCAAUGUCUUCGGCAACUGGCUUUAUGAACCAGAGGUGUUAAAUUCCAUUUGCAGGCACCACAAAACAGGUGAGUCGAUGCCAGCUGACCAGCUGGAGAGCAUCCACCAGAUGCGCAGGCACAUGGCCGGUUACAAACUCUGCAAGGAGCUCUAUUUUGGAAGGCUUGACCUGGUCCUUCAUGAGACUCCGGACUUUUGGGUUCCAAUUGUCGCUAAAUUGUAUAAACAGCACUUUGUCUUUCCGCUGGAUAAAAUGGACUCGCAUUUGACAUCCUGGAGCGCGAUUUUUUCAGAAAACAUGGGUGCUGCUUACUACAGCUACCUUUGGGCAGAAAUGCUCGCUGCUGAUGUCUACAGUGCCUUCCAGGAAAUUCCACAAGGGGAUAAUGGUAAAGACCUCAGGAAACAAACUGGAGCUAGGUUUAGGGAGACUUAUCUCUCCUUGGGUGGUAGUGUCCAUGCUAGUCAAGUUUUUAGACAGUUCCGUGGCAGAGAUCCUAAUUAUGAGGCUUUGUUAAGAAAUGUUGGAUUAAAAGAUGAUGAAGUUGAUGAUUGAUUUUUUUAAAGGAUUGAUUUGCAUUUUUGCAAAUCUGGUUGACUGAUUGUAAAAUACUUCUGAGCGCUAUUUUUUUUUUUUUAAAUUCA
Messenger RNA from Cotesia glomerata, 2379 nucleotides. RefSeq names its product probable cytosolic oligopeptidase A. Gene Ontology annotation, molecular function: metalloendopeptidase activity. The record is from RefSeq and is a predicted model, not a curated record. Lineage: Eukaryota; Metazoa; Arthropoda; Insecta; Hymenoptera; Braconidae. The transcript has 4 exons. Gene Ontology annotation, biological process: peptide metabolic process; proteolysis. Bases 92 to 2290 code for a protein of 732 amino acids.